Molecule: messenger RNA, 1813 nt
Organism: Pseudopipra pipra
Lineage: Eukaryota; Metazoa; Chordata; Aves; Passeriformes; Pipridae
Gene: STK40
Product: serine/threonine kinase 40
Exons: 12
Coding region: 242-1549 (435 amino acids)
Biological process (GO): protein phosphorylation
Molecular function (GO): ATP binding; protein kinase activity
Source: RefSeq, a predicted model, not a curated record
CCCCGGCUGCCUGCGGGGGGCCGGGCUGGAAUGUGCUUUCCCUGAUGUGUGACUUGGACUGUGGAAGCCUUUUUUGUCCCUGAGGAGCUGGAGACUGGCCACAGCUGGCUGUGGGUGGAGAGUCCUCGACCUUUUGCCCAUCCAGCCUUCUCCAAGGUGAUGACUCCUGUCUCCUGAGACGUUGGAAAACCUAGUUUGGAGGAAGAGUAAGGAUACAGUUGAUGCUGAACUACAGCCGAGGAUGAAGCGGCGAGCAUCGGACAGAGGAGCUGGGGAAACAUCCGCCAAGGCAAAGGCUCUGUGCGCCGGCAUUUCUGGGAAUAACGCCAAGAGAGCAGGUCCUUUCAUCCUGGGUCCACGUUUAGGUAACUCCCCUGUGCCAAGUAUUGUUCAGUGUUUGGCAAGAAAGGAUGGGACAGAUGACUUUUAUCAGCUGAAGAUUCUCACCUUAGAAGAAAGGGGUGAUAAAGGAAUAGAAACCCAGGAGGAGCGACAGGGCAAGAUGCUGCUGCACACGGAGUAUUCUCUCCUUUCCCUGCUCCACAACCAGGAAGGAGUGGUCCAUCAUCACGGGCUCUUCCAGGACCGGGCCUGUGAAAUUAUAGAAGAUCUGGAAGCCAACAGGAUGGUGAGGAAGAUGAAGAAGCGCAUUUGCCUGGUGCUGGACUGUCUCUGUGCUCACGAUUUCAGUGACAAAACAGCAGAUCUGAUCAAUCUGCAGCAUUAUGUCAUUAAAGAGAAGAGACUCAGCGAGCGGGAGACAGUGGUGAUAUUUUAUGACGUGGUACGAGUGGUAGAAGCAUUACACAAGAAAAAUAUUGUGCACAGAGACUUGAAACUAGGAAACAUGGUGCUAAAUAAAAGGACUCACCGGAUCACCAUCACCAACUUCUGCCUGGGGAAGCACCUGGUGAGUGAGGACGACCUGCUGAAGGACCAGCGUGGGAGCCCUGCCUACAUCAGCCCGGACGUGCUCAGCGGUCGGCCGUACCGUGGGAAGCCCAGCGACAUGUGGGCCCUGGGGGUGGUGCUGUUCACCAUGCUCUACGGCCAGUUCCCCUUCUACGACAGCAUACCUCAGGAGCUCUUCCGCAAAAUCAAGGCUGCCGAGUACACCAUCCCCGAGGAUGGCCGGGUCUCAGAAAACACUGUGUGCUUGAUCCGGAAACUGCUGGUCCUGGACCCGCAGCAGCGGCUGACAGCUUCUGAAGUGCUGGACUCCCUCAGCUCCAUCAUAGCGUCCUGGCAGUCCAUGUCCUCCCUGAGUGGCCCUUUGCAAGUGGUGCCGGACAUCGAUGACCAAGUGGCUAAUCCUGAAAACCCCCAGGAGGUGAAGGUGACGGAGGAGUGCUCCCAGUACGAGUUCGAGAACUACAUGAGGCAGCAGCUGCUCUUGGCUGAGGAGAAGAACACCUUGCAUGAGGCCAAGAGCUUCCUGCAGAAGCGGCAGUUCGGGAACAUCCCCCCGGUGCGGCGCCUGGGCCACGACGCGCAGCCCAUGAACCCCCUGGACGCGGCCAUCCUGGCCCAGAGGUACCUCCGGAAGUAGCUCCCACGCCCGAGAGCACGAGCACCACCCUGCAGUCUGCCUUCACCUGCCUGCUCCAGCCUACAGCAAUACCGGUGUCCCACGACGGGGAAUAAUGUAGCAAAUCCCAAGCUCUGUCCAGGGACACGCACUCACACCCGCUCCGGAGGGAGAAGACUUUUGGAAAAGCUAGUUUUGGAAGCAGCAAACCUCUUGGCAUCUUCUGGAAUCUGUUUUUUAAAAUCGAAGCCUAGAUGACUAAUCUGCUUUUAAUCAUGACUGUAA